Messenger RNA from Solanum verrucosum, 2144 nucleotides. RefSeq names its product pentatricopeptide repeat-containing protein At1g62260, mitochondrial. Bases 48 to 2054 code for a protein of 668 amino acids. The transcript has a single exon. Lineage: Eukaryota; Viridiplantae; Streptophyta; Magnoliopsida; Solanales; Solanaceae. Gene Ontology annotation, molecular function: RNA binding; protein binding. Gene Ontology annotation, biological process: RNA modification. The record is from RefSeq and is a predicted model, not a curated record.
CACAGUCAACUAAAUUAAACCAGUGCUAAGCUGCUAAUUAUCCUGCCAUGGCAGUUUGGUGGCGGAAUAUAAGCAGCUUAAGGAGGCAGCUAAGCUAUCUGUAUAGCAGAGACAUUGCACCAUAUAUAAUUGUUCAACAAUCAGUUCAAAAAAUACGUUAUCAUUCAACAUUGAGGCGCAAGAUUUCUGAUGCUGCUCCAGAUAUACGUAGAGCGAACAAGAACAUCACGAAUUUGAUUCGAAAUGGUCGAUUAGAGGAUGCACGGGAAUUAUUUGAUAAGUUAACACAUCGAAAUACAGUUACUUGGAACUCAAUGAUUAGUGGGUAUGUGCAACAGCGUGAGAUUGUGAAAGCACGGUACCUGUUUGAUGAAAUGCCGCAGAGGGAUGUUGUUUCUUGGAAUUUGAUGAUUUCUGGUUAUUUGUCUUGUAGAGGGAAAGGGUAUUUGGAGGAGGGUAGGAAUCUGUUUGAUGAAAUGCCUGAGAGAGAUUAUGUUUCUUGGAAUACUAUGAUUAGUGGGUAUGCUAAAUGUGGGAGAAUGGGUGAAGCGUUGGAGAUUUUUGAAUGUAUGCCUGUGAAGAAUGUUGUGUCUUGGAAUGCGGUGAUUUCGGGUUUUUUGCGUAAUGGUGAUGUGAAAACUGCUGUUGAGUAUUUUAAGAGAAUGCCGGAGAGGGAUUCGGCUUCUUUUAGUGUACUUGUAUCGGGUUUGAUACAGAACGAGGAAUUGGAUGAGGCGGAACAUUUUCUUUAUGAAUUUGGAGAGAGUAGUGAUGGGAAAGAAGAUAUGGUUCAUGCGUAUAACACUUUGAUUGCUGGAUAUGGUCAGAAAGGAAGAGUUGGUGAUGCUAGACGCAUUUUUGAUAAAGUUCCAUCUUGUAGUGGUCAGGGGAUUAGCAAAAAGAAGAGAUUUGAGAGGAAUGUCGUAUCAUGGAAUUCCAUGAUCCUGGCUUAUAGCAAAGCAGGAGAUAUGGUUUCUGCUAGAGAACUUUUUGAUCAGAUGACGGAGAGGGAUACAUUUUCAUGGAACACAAUGGUUUGUGGCUAUGUCCAUGCCUCAAAUAUGAGUGAAGCAUCAAAUCUGUUUUCUAAAAUGCCAAAUCCUGAUGUACUAACAUGGAAUUCAAUGAUCUCUGGAUAUGCACAGGCGGGAAAGUUGGAAUUGGCACGUGAUUAUUUUGAAAGGAUGCCCCACAAGAAUCGGGUUUCUUGGAAUUCAAUGAUCUCGGGGUGUGAAAGAAAUGCAGACUAUGAAGGAGCAAUAAAGUUAUUUAGGGCGAUGCAACAGGCAGGAGAGAAACCUGAUAGACACACACUCUCCUCACUUCUAAGUGUUUGUGCUGAAACUGUGGCAUUGUUCCUGGGUAUGCAGAUUCAUCAGUUAGUGACAAAGACUGUUAUACCAGAUAUACCUUUAAACAAUUCCCUAAUAACUAUGUAUGCAAAAUGUGGCAAAAUACAUGAAGCAAGGGCAAUUUUUGAAAAGAUGAAAUUUCAAAAGGAUGUAAUCUCAUGGAAUGCAAUGGUCGGAGGAUAUGCAUCUCAUGGUUUUGCAUUUGAAGCGCUAGAGCUUUUUGAAUUAAUGAAGUGCCUUAAAGUGAGGCCAACUCACAUCACAUUCAUUUCAGUUCUGAAUGCAUGUGCUCAUGCUGGUUUAGUGGAACAAGGUCGGUUAUAUUUUAAAUCUAUGGAAUCUGAAUUCGGCAUCAAACCUGAGAUUGAACAUUUUGGCUCCCUUGUGGAUAUUGUUGGUCGAGAUGGGCAGUUUGAGGAGGCCAUGAAAGUGAUUAACACUAUGCCAGUGGAGCCAGAUAAGGCUGUCUGGGGUGCAGUACUAGGUGCUUGUAGGGUGCACAACAAUGUUGAGUUGGCACGAAUAGCAGCUGAAGCGCUAAUGCGCCUUGAACCAGAGAGUUCAGGCCCUUAUGUUUUGCUUUAUAACAUGUAUGCGGAUGCUGGAAGGUGGGAUGAUGCAAAUGAAAUUAGAAUGUUGAUGGAAACAAAUAAGAUAAGGAAGGAGCCCGCUCAUAGCAGGGUCGGCUCUACUUCCUCAUAGUGAUUUCCGAAAUUGUGAAUCUUGAUCACUCGAAGAAUUUGGAUUGAGUUGACUAUGUUGGGGUUUAAGUCAUUAGAAGGAAGACGUCAC